Lasiodiplodia theobromae is the source of this 1644-nucleotide messenger RNA. RefSeq names its product Cell division protein. NCBI's taxonomy places the organism in Eukaryota, Fungi, Ascomycota, Dothideomycetes, Botryosphaeriales, Botryosphaeriaceae. Bases 1 to 1644 code for a protein of 547 amino acids. The transcript has a single exon. The record is from RefSeq and is a predicted model, not a curated record.
AUGACGGCUCCGACUGCAAGCUCAAGCACCGCGGCCAAGGCGCCGGCGGCACUACCCAAGGCUGCUAAACCGACUGCAUCGGCUUCAUCGAAGAAGCCAUCGGUGCCCAAGUCGGCGGUGAAGAACGGCCCUGCCUCCAAGCCAAAGCCAAAGCCCAAGCCCGCGACUUCUGGAGCCAAGCCACCUGUCAAGCAGGCCGUUCCAAAGCCGACUAUUGCUCAGCCACCGACUGCUACUACCACAAAUAAAGCGAAGCCACGGGCUAAAGUCUUGAAGGCAAAGAAGGAUACAUCUACUCCAACUACUACAAGUCCCACUCUCUCGGAUGGCAAGGUAGAGAGGGAGAUAUGGCGUCCGUCCGAUGGAAACGGCGAUCCUUCGCCUGAACUUGUCGAGAAGUUCAGAAAUAAGAAGGGCGGUCACCCGACCUGGAAGUUGUACACGGGACGCAAUGUCCCGAAGCAACCCACCGAUAGCAACCCUCCUCGAUUCUCUUAUAUUGACGAUAAGGCUGCCUGGGACAUCUUGCACUCUAAGACUUGGACGGCCAACCAAAAGCAUCGAUACUGGCCUUUCGAUUUCACACCGCAGGGUCGCAUCAUCUCCCAACGUGCUCAUCGAGGCCGACCCGCGUAUGAGCAGGACGGCAAGACUUUCGCCUCCAUUCGGAAGCAAAAGGACAAGAAAUACUGGUUCCAUGGCUGCCACCCCGCUCCUUCGAAUGAUGCAUCCAGCAGCUCAGUUCCUAUUCCGCCCGGUGAGACGGUGGUUGCUCAGAGCAGUACUGCAGCUGCACCUACGGAACAGACGACAAAUGACGGAACGAAGAACCAAGCCCCUGAGAAGGCUCCAGUUGAAGAGCAGACCCCACUGGCUGAAAAGGUCUCACCCCCGGAGCAGAUCCCAAAGCCUCAGCCGAUUCCAAAGCCUCAGCCGAUUCCAAAGCCUCAGCCGGUUCCAAAGCCUCAGCCGGUUCCAAAGCCUCAGCCUGUUCAAGAGCCUCAGCCUGUUCAAGAGCCUCAGACGCCGCCACCGUCCGCACCAACUGAACCUCUGAAGAACACGGCGCCCCCCUCUCCAGCCUCGUCCGUGCAGUCUACCAAGCGCCCCGCCUCCCCAGAGAACCUCGCCAACCCGGCCCCAAAGCGCCAUCGCAUGGGAAUCACCCCGUACACCAUCCCUUCCGACGUCCAAGCCCGCGACUCCGAGCUUUCCAAGCUGCGCAAGGAACUGCGUGACAUGCGUGAGCGCGAGGACAAGAGGGACGCUGAGAUGAACGGCCUCCGCGAGCGGGCUGCAAUCUACCACCGCGCCGCUAUGGGCAGUAAUACGAAUCUCCAAGUGGCCAGAAAGAAAGGGGAGGCGUUCCGCAAGCUUGCCCUGAAGCUCUAUGCCAGGACCAUCGAUCAGCAGCAUGAUAUUGCGGAGCAUCAUGCUUCGAUGCUCAGGAUCGAGAAGAGUGCGAACGAUCUCACGACAGCGGCAGGCAUUCUCGCGGCUGAUGCGAGGACGGAGAUAGAACUCGCCACGAAGACCCACCAAGACUUGGAUGACAUGCUGGAUGGGUCGGAGCAGACGAUGCGGGAGGCGGGAUUGCAGGAGGAGUUUCUGGCCUUUGUGGAGGAGGCGAUGGCUCUGGAGUGA